UGCUGCGUGCAGGUAAAAGGAACAAGCGACACAAAAACAGAAAACAUUUAUCCUGGCAGAAAGCGAGGAGUGCGAUGGAAACGGACUGUCCGGUAAAACGUUUUCGUGCGGAGGAAGCCAAAAAGCGAGAUAUUUAAGUUGGUGAAAAAAGCGCAACACCUUUCAGCGCCUUGGAAGAAAGUGCCGUUGUGUCAACCAUCGCUUGGCUUUGUACAGCAGGCAACUCGGACAGCUGCGUGUUUUCAAGCAAGCCAUCAACAAAGAAUGAAAGCAUUCAAACGAGCUCUGGAAGAAGAGCGUCACCCGGAGCAGGAGCACUCCUCGGCUGUGUCGGACAGCGAUGACGGCUCCCCGCUCGACCUGUCAGGAAGAGGGCUCUUUGGGAAGCGGCGUCGCCGCGGCAACCUGCCCAAGGAGGCGGUGCAGAUUCUGCGGAGCUGGCUGUACGAGCAUCGCUUCAACGCCUACCCGUCGGAGCAGGAGAAACUCAGUCUGUCAGGCCAGACCAACCUCUCUGUGCUGCAGAUAUGUAACUGGUUCAUCAACGCACGUCGCCGCCUCCUCCCUGACCUCCUUCGGAAGGAUGGCAAAGACCCGACCAAGUUCACCAUCUCCCGCAAGGUCGGUGUUAAGAGCGAAGGCCACUCAUCCACAGGAGGUGGAGCCAGCUCUCCAGAAAGCCACUCUUCUAGCAGCUCAUCUCAACAACGCCCGUCUGUCAUCCGCUCUGCCCCUACACUGGACCUCAGUCUUCUUGGGAACACAGCGACAGCUAUUCUGACGGGAGCAGGCUAUCCUGGUAAGGAAGGUUCAGUCCAGGCGCUGAUGAAGCUGGAUACACAAAGUCUACUGAGGGAGGCUGAGGAACAGGGGGCUUGCCUCACCAGCACAACAAUGGCAGCUAGCCCCACCAGUGGCCUCUUCAACACACCUCCGCCAACUCCCCCCGAGCUGUUCCCCACCCAAGACUUCAGUGACUUGAGGCUCCUGGUCGACGCGGCUCUGCAGAGGGCAGCAGAGCAGGAGAACCUGAAGAGACUCCAGGAGAGCCAGAACAAACUUACAGAAGCUGUAAAGACUGAAAUAGUGGAGGCACCGUGCAAUUACAGCAGUGACCUGGGCCCCACGCCACCUCCAGAGGACAGCCAGCAAGUCAUGGAUCCCUGCAGGGUGCAGAGUCUGAUGGAGAAGGCUAUGGCGGUUCCAGUGUCAGCUGUCACCUCAGUGAAGGCUCCGGUGCCUCUGUCCUCCACAGCCUCCGGACGAGCUCCAGCUCCAGUUUUGAUCUCAGCCCCGAGGCUAUCUCCUCUCCCGAUGACUAAAGUCAUCUGGAGCCCCUUGGAGAAGGACACUGCCCAAGCUUCCAGCCCAAACCAGCCUCAGCUCAUCACAGCUCAUCUGCCAACCAUAGUGCCAGUGUCGGCCCCAGUCUCAGGAGAGCCGAUUUCUCAGAAGCCAGCUGCUGCUCCAGCUUCAUCAUCAGCUUCAAGCUCACCAGCUCAACUGCCCACUACAUCUUCUUCAUCAGUGCCGGCUACGAGGCCAGUCCUCGUCCCAACAAUGAGUUCCACCUCUGCUCCAAGCCAGGCUUCACCCCCAACUGUAGCGCUUGUUCCAGCCACUCCUUCUCCAAUCUCCUCUUUCACAGCCCCCAGAGGAGUCCCACUUUACCUGCCGUUCCACAAAUCCCCGUUACUCCCAGUCACAGUUCCAUGUCCAUCACCUGUUUCAGCCGCAGCAUUGUCUCCAGCCCCUGUUCUCUGCCCGGCCUCUGCCUCUACCCAAGCUUCAGCUCCUGUCCCAGCUCCAGCCCCGACGUCCUCCUCAAAGCCAACGAUCACACCUCUCCUGGGCCUCGCUUCCCACCUCACUCCACCUCCACCUCCUCCUCCUCCUCCUCCUCCUCAGUCCUUGCCCUCCUCCACAAACAGCACCAGCACCAGCAGUAGCAGUAUUAGCAGUACGGUGCCAAGGAAUACAGCGGUGGUGCCCAGCGUUUGGAGCAUGGUUCAUGCUGACACCAGGCAAUCCAGUUCCCUUCAAGUGGUAAAGACCCCCAUCGCCACAGUGUGGGGCCCACAACACAGCCUGCACACAGUGAGCGAAACUGUCAACUAGGGGCUAGGUGUGGUUUUUCUUUUUUUUUUUUUUUUUUUUUUUUUUUUGUUGUUUUUUGUUUUGUUUUUUUUCCUGUGUGCAUAUACAAGGCAGGAGGCUGGACAACACUGUAUAUAGCAGAAUGUAUCUUCAUCACCAGGUCCCUUUUGACAUUGAAGCCUGUGCCUGCAGAAUAAAUGGCAGCAAUUCAGAUGUGCGAACUGGGACAAAGUGAAGUAACAGACAUGAGGUGUUUUAGAGACAUGCUGUGUCAAGCAACUUUUUAUUCUUUAAAAUGCUGUUCCGGAUUGAAGCAGCUGCUAGUAAGAAACACUUCGACGCCAUUUCUCAAAAAGAACAUUCCACAGCGCAGAGUAAUUGUAUUGUACAGGUUUCGAUGCCGUUUUCAAAUCCCUUUCUAACGUUUCCAAUUUAGGAGUGAGGAGGAAAAUAUUGCUCAAUUGUAUAAAUUUCAACCGGUGUCAUCUUCAGCACCAGCAGAGUUAGCCUCUUCAGUAGCAGUACUGGACUUUCUUGAAUGUACAAAAGGCAUACAUGUGUUUGGCUUGGUUGCCUAUUAUCCAUUCCCCUUCAGGAUAAAAAGGAGGACAUGAGUUUUUUUUUUUUUCUUCUUCUUCUUCUUCAUCCCACACCAACAUUAAAGUCCUCUAUAGUUGUGCAAUUCAGAAGAUUUUUAAUUUAAUUUAGUCUAUUCUUUACUCCACCUCAUUUCCCCCCCUUUUCACUUUUUGUAGUGGAGAUGAGCAGAAGGGAAAUUGAUUAUACUGUAGCGUGCCUGACUGCAUGACUCGCCUCGAUGUGUCUGUCUCCAUCCCUCUCUCACGUCUCGCCAUCUUCCUGUCUUUUUAUAGCUAAGGGAAUUCAUUAGCCCUCAUGAAUUGUCAUCUCAGCCACUCAACACAUGCUCUCAAGUAGCACGUGUCUCUUUGACUGCCUUUUCUAAUUAAUAAUCGUAUCCAAACAAAGAAGCUGUAUUUUCUAUGUAUUUGUAAAACUUUUUUUUUUUUUUUUU
Molecule: messenger RNA, 3130 nt
Organism: Thunnus maccoyii (southern bluefin tuna)
Lineage: Eukaryota; Metazoa; Chordata; Actinopteri; Scombriformes; Scombridae
Product: proline-rich protein 36-like
Exons: 3
Coding region: 265-2118 (617 amino acids)
Biological process (GO): regulation of transcription by RNA polymerase II
Molecular function (GO): DNA-binding transcription factor activity, RNA polymerase II-specific; RNA polymerase II cis-regulatory region sequence-specific DNA binding
Source: RefSeq, a predicted model, not a curated record